This is a messenger RNA of Thamnophis sirtalis, 2091 nucleotides long. The record is from RefSeq and is a predicted model, not a curated record. Lineage: Eukaryota; Metazoa; Chordata; Lepidosauria; Squamata; Natricidae.
AAUGCCCAGUUCAAAAAUUACAGUUAGUUAUACAGUUAAUUAUAAUUUAAGUUCCAUGGUUUCUUCUUAUUUCCCAAUUCUGAUCCGGCUUAUAUUCCAAUUCAGCUAAAAUGGAGAGGAGGAGAAGGGGGAGACAUCUUAAUCACUUCGCUUUCUUUAUUCUUCCCUCCGGCAAAUGGCUCCAUAUUCUUUCAACUUGAUGAUUUCCAGCAAUACAGCUUGAUAUUUUUAAAUCCAGGCAAAAUAGAAUUAUGGAUGGAGAAAAUAGUGCUUUUUCUUGAUUUUUUUUCUUGUUACUUUCUACCUCUCAUUGAUUAGAGUUGCUGAAGAUAUGUAAAUUAGAACAAACUCGAACAAAGCAAGUCUCCUUGGUGUAUUUUUAGCUUCCGUUCCUCCCCUCCUUCUUCUUUCCUGCUGUGAAGCUCUGUGAAGUUCCCAAUUGUCAAUUAAUCUCUUUUAAAGACACAAUCUCUUCAAAUCCAAAUUCAAAGUUUGUAUUUCAAUGGGUUAGUCAAUUCUCUGUUUUCUCAUUUCUGUCUCCAAGUUGUUUAAAAUAAGCAGUUCUCUUUGGGCUUAAUGAUUUAAACCACUUUUUUUUCCUUCUUUCUUUUCUUUCCGCCAAAAUCCCAAUCUAUCCGUCAAUAUUAUUUCUACUCACAAGAUUCUUUGCCUUUCCAAAUUCUGAUUUGUGGCAGUUGGUUAUUUAAAUCUUACCAGAUUUCCACAUUCCUUUCAUACACCGCUCCUGCUCAUAUGCUUAGUCCAGAAGCUCCAGCUUGAUAGCAGCCAUGCUGCCUCCCCCGAUGCUGAUUCAGAGAGCUAAUCUCCGACCUACGAGGAACCUGUUGCAUACCUUUGGGUCUAAUGAGACGCAGUUCCUUCUUCACUUUUCCUCCAGAAAAGUUCUGAUCCAAAAAGGAUCCCCGGCAUCGGUUUGUCACAGAAAUUUUGUGAGGCUCUUCAGAGCUCACGUUUUCUGUUUGUCUCACUGAGGUACUUACGGUCUCUCCCAUGAUGCCGCGAGUUUGACACCCCUGAUCUAAACAAUGGGAACUGGAAAACUUAGGGACCGGGGUUGGAUGACUUAAAUUUCUCAAGCAGAAUGCAGAUGGUUAAAUCUUAGCAGUAGGUGACAAGUAGCCCAGUUGAACUUUGCAAUUCUUGAAAUGAUGCACGUCUGAAUUUGGUGGAGAAGAGUUCUGUGCGAAUUCCUCUUUCCCUCUACCCCAAAAAGCGAGCUGCGGGGUUCAAGGCAUCCGGGUUGGCCUCCAUUCUACCUUGAGAGACUUCAAACCGGCGUGGGAUGGGGCAAUGAAGGUCAAGAACUUGGAAACAUCUGCUGGGUCUGCCAUGUCUGCCGGAGAAGCCAAGGAGGCUGCGAUGGAUCCCCCCAAUGCCCAGUUGCUCCAUCUGGAGCAGAGGAUGGUGGCAGCCGAGCAGAAGUGGAUGGGCUGCGAGAAAGCCGUAAUGGAAAUGGGGAGCCAGCUGGAGAGCAAACUGGCCAUGUUGGGGACCAUCUUGGAGGAGAACAGCCUGUUGCAGCGGAGGUUGGAGAACCUUGAGUGUCUGUUGAAGAAUCUGAACUUCUGGAUCUUGAGAUUUCCUCCAGGAUUUAAAGGAGAAGUUCCUAAGGUGCCCUUGAACUUCAGUGACGCUUCGGUCCAUUUCAAUGAGCAGGAAUGGAGGAACCUAGAAGAGUGGCAGAGAGAGCUUUAUAGAACUGUCAUGAGGAGCAACUAUGACAUGCUGGUCUCGCUGGAUCAUGCCAUUUCCAAGCCUGAUAUCCUAUCCCAGAUGGACCAAGGGGAGGAAGUCUGCAUGGAGGAGUCAGAGGUCUUGGAGAAUAGGGAGAUACCUAAAGAUCCCAGCUGUACAAUAGACGUUGAAAGUUGUAAAAACACAGGAAAUGGUUUUCAGCCAGGCCGAUAUUACAUCGGAUCAAAAGCAACUGGCGUAUGGAAUUGUGUGAACCCAGGCGAUUAUGUUUUCACAACACCCUUAAUUGUGUUAACUUGUAAACAAAUCUAUGGUUCUGGCACAUUCUUUGCUGCUCACACCAGUGUGAUACUACAAGCCGGCAAAAGUUGCUGA